Messenger RNA from Jaminaea rosea, 9638 nucleotides. RefSeq lists its product as hypothetical. Bases 394 to 9387 code for a protein of 2997 amino acids. The transcript has 2 exons. Gene Ontology annotation, biological process: regulation of GTPase activity. Lineage: Eukaryota; Fungi; Basidiomycota; Exobasidiomycetes; Microstromatales. The record is from RefSeq and is a predicted model, not a curated record.
AUCUCAUCCCGUCUGAUCUCUUUCCUUGCUGCGGCCACAGCUACUUCUUAUGCUGGGACCCUCGAGCACGACCGAUCUCUAGCUGUGCGUCGCCCAAUUUGGAACUAUCGACGGCAUACAGGCACUGAGGUAGCACCACGCAACACGCACCACGCACUACGCACCACAUCCUCUUCCUCUUCUUCCUCUCUCUCUGGCGGUCAGAUCCCCUUCUCAUCGGGACCUCGCUUCUAGCCGACCUGCCAGAGUGCCCUCGACAUCCUCGACAUCCUGACGAUUACAGAAGGCAUUGACGGACGACAAUCAUCUUUACCCUCCUUUUCUGCCUUCGCGCUGCAUCAUCGGUCCAUCCGCUCAUCGCCUCAUUCAUCAUCUGCUACUCUGCCCUUCGCCAUGAGUCCCCCCUCUAUUGGCGGCGGCGGCAACGGGGGAGGCAGCAUGGCAGAUCAAUCGAUUUCGACGAUAUCAAUGUCCUCAUCGUCGAGUCGAACUCCGCUCGAGAUGCCCUCCAUCGCUCAGAAGCGCAGCUCUAGCUCUAUUCAUACGCCCAGCCACUCGCAGUCGCAAUCACAGUCUCAGUCUCAGUCUCAAUCGCACCGAGCACAAAGCUCAAUAUCUCUAAGCACAAGAGGCAACUAUCGGGAGAGCUCUCAGUCCCUCGUUGCCCCGGGUACUGGGGCUGCCAGCCCAUCGAGCCAUCAUGCUAUUCAGUCCUCACCCAUGGAGUCGACUGCGUCAUACCCGGGCUCUACUUCCAUGGCUGACACGACGCAGAUGCUCAUCGCGAGCGCAGUCCAACGUCUUGUGCGUAGACUUCCCUUCAAUUCAGGUACCAAGCUCACUUUCCUUGAAGAGGAUGAGCUGGUCCGAUCAUGUGUCGCCAACCUCGUUACUGUCAGUCGAACGCAACUACCUACCGUCGCCAAGGAACUCAUGGCUGCAAUGGAGACUCUCAACAGGAGCGCUCAAGCAUUCUCAGAAGACCAGAUCAGCGUCAACCUCCUCCAGUCACAGCUCCUCGUCCUGAGAGUCAUGACCGCAUGUAUGCUAUACCAUUGGCGCUGCUGUCAAGAGGUAGCUCCACCGCAGCAAUCCCCUGAGGGAGCGCCGCGAGAGCCUCUACCUCUGGCUUGGGUAGACCCAGACCCACUAGAAGAUCACUUGGCCAAACAAGUCCUCUCAGUCAUGACAGUCACACUGCGGCAGACGGUAGCGCGGGAAGAUCGCCAGAUCAAUGCGUGGGCCGGCCUCUCAAUGGCAGGCAACGCGACGCAAUCGGGUGCAGGCAAACAUGGCGGCAUGAGCAGCGCAGCGAGGUCAGCCAUGCGUGAUUGGGAUCAGACGGCAAGUUUCGGCAGCGUCAAACAGCAAAGUCGGUGGGACGAGCAGACGCAAUCGCAACCGGGAAGAGAUGAGAACAUGGGCUCGACGAGUGCGGCAGGAGGCAUGAGUGGCAGUGGCAGCGCUCCUGGACCUGCCGUCGACAGCGAGGGCAUACCAGUCGCAGCAUUGUCCCUCGUCAAUGGUGUCAGUCUCUUCGUCCUGCCACCUGGCUGUCCUCCGGCAUUGGCUCCCUUUGAAGUACCUUCACCCGGCUGUCCUGACCUUGGCGGGACGGAUAGGCCGCAGCGCUUCAAGCCCCUCGCCGUCAUUGGGGGCGCUCAAGAAGGCUUCGGUAAUGCAGGCCUCGGCGAGGAUCUGACCAAGUCAGUUCCAGCCUUGACCAAGGCAAUCUACCGCUACGCAAAUCUAGUCAUCUUCUAUCUCAGUUCGAGCAACUGGCAAGUCGUCUCUGCGAGGAUCAAGAAUCGCAUCGCCUACCUCAUGUCCACGCCAGAGGAGUUCCCCAAUGCCGCCGACCUGCGCCUCAUCGAGUGCGGCAAUCUUGAUCCGCGCCGUCUUACCAUGGUCUUCCAAGAGCUCACGAGCGCCUUUCACCACUUGCGCAAGAGCACGCAGAAUACGGCUGGCCUCAUCGUCCGCAGAAUGGUGUGGGCCUUCAUCCAAUAUAACCCGGUCCAUUUCGCCACGCUCUAUCAGACGGGUAGGCGGCUCGACGGGAAUCCCGAGGUCCUUUUCGAUCAGGCCUUCACGCUUUCUGAGGCAAGCAAGAGGAAACCCGCACUCUGGCCGAUGCUCACUGCGCUGCUCAUUCUUUGCCCAGACGUUGUAGCAAGAGUCGUCGCUUCGGGAGGCAGUGGCAAGAACAAUGCCUCGGCAGGCUUGGCCAAGAAGGCGAGCUUCAUUGACGCCCUUCGCAAAGCUCUCAAGACGGGCAAGUACGGGGACAUUGCCGCUGUUUGCGCCAUGGACAUUUGCAAGGCUGCUACGUACACGCCUCCGACGAGCAAUAGCGGGUUGCGCAUGUUGGUCCCAGAGUUCGAGCGAGAGCUCAAGGAGCGAGUCUUCGACCCCUCUAAGCCUAUGCUCAACUCCGCCAAGCAAAUUGAAACCUCACUCAUCGUCGAUGGCUUCAUCAGCUUCUUCCGCCUCGAUCCGAAGAGGACGUUGCAGCACACCAUUCCCGUUUGCAUCGCUGAUUCCAGCCCGACAGCCUUCAAAGUUGGCUUUCUAAAGGCCAUUCUGCAGCUCGUUAGCGAGUCGUUACACAUCCCUUGGAAUCCGCAAGUGCCCAUCGUCUUCCCGCAGGCGAGCCCGUGGAUGAGACGGACAUUUAAAGACCUCGUGUACAGGCUUUUGAGAGAGGGGCGAACGCAGCAGCAGCCAGCACGAAGGGUCCUCCCUGGCGCGGGCAAAGCCGGCGCCGACGAUCUUCAGAAUCGCCUUCAGCUCCUGCACGCCAUCCUCAGCGUCUGGAAGGCCGAUCCGCGCACUGCCUCGCACGGACUCGCCUUCAAUUAUUCGACGGGUCUGGCAUCUCUGUCGCCUCACCGAUCAGUCGGUGAUAUGGACCAGCUCCUUCAGGGGGCCAUGCAGACGGACUCGGUCCUCUCUUUGAUCUUCAUGAUCACCCGCGCGUCCUUUCUACCUGGCUGCACAGAGCUUCACGCCGCAGCUCUUGACGUCUUGCACGCUUGCUAUCAAUCGGCACAGGGAGGCGGCCACGGCCAUGGCUCUGACCGUCCAGACGAGCAUCACGCAACCUUCUUGCUUCAUGCCCGCAGGGCCAUGCACUCGUCUGAGGCAAUGUUGACCCAAAGGCUCUCAGAACAUCUCGUGCGCGCACCCGACGCCGUCGAGCAGCGACAUUGGUAUCGCUUGUGGGUUUCUGGACUUCAACUGCAGGUCCAAAAUGCUUUGAGCUACAGCGCGAUGUCGGUCGCAGAAAAGGCAGAGACGCCUCGCCCGUCCUUUAUCGAGAAGCUCCUCGAGCGGCUGAUGCUUUCGAUUGGCUUCUUCCUCGGCAUCUGCUCUGCUGAUUCCGAGGUGGUGACCAUGGCAUUGAGCAGCUGUGCCAGCGUUGUCCUCCUGCGCAGAGAGGCGAGACGAGUGGGCGACAUGGCCAAGGCGCUCGGCGAUGACUGGAGCGUCUUUUGGGAGAAGCUCACUGAUCCGGCUUUUUUCACCCUCGGCCGCGUAGCUCGUCAGAAACGCAUCCGUGCAUUGCUGCGCAACAUCAAGUAUCCUACGCCGGCAGCGCUGAUCACCUGGAAGGAGACGCUGCGAAGGUGGAGCGUCCUCACCUCCAUUGUGGCCAAACCCAUCGAGAAUGGAUCCUCGAGCGAAUCCGUGGUUGACGAGCGCGUGGCAGCUCAGUGGGACAACUACGCUGGCUUUUUGGCUUCACUCAGCGGUUGCUUUAUGGGAUCGGCGCCUACCGACUUGCCUGCACUCCCCGACUCGAUGCUCGACCCGGAUUUCGCCCUUCCCGCCGACAUCCAUCAGCUGAUCGACAGCUUUCUCCAAGAGAUGGUCGACCUUCUCGUCUCCGACUCAGUGUGGGUGCGGGAGAAAGUCAAGGAGACACUUGGCCUGGACCUCAAUUCGCGACUAUCAGGCGCUCUCUUCCGCCAGAUCCAUGCCGUACUGGGCGACUUUUUCGACAAAUCAACGGGCCUGCCUCAACCGUCCGAGAUGUUCACCAUCUUCGUUGAGCAAUCAAUAUCCGUCGUUCAGAUGGUACUCAAUCGCAUUGACGUCGAGUGCACGGAAUGGACCGGCAGCGUCGACAUCGGCUCGCUCAUGGUCCUCUACGUUGAGUAUGUCAAUGCUCUUGGUCGUCGCGAGCAGGCUCUGCGCAUCAAGACAUCGAUGUGCCAACUUUGCGAGGCUCUCAUGGACAAGAGGCACAUGUUUGCCUUCCGCAACGAGCUGCGUGUGCGUAAUCGCCUCUUUCAGGCUCUCAUCACUUGGACCUCGGACUCGCCUGUCAGCGAGGACGGCAAGGCAUCUGGCAAGAUCGACCGACUCCAGCGUGAGCUCGACGUUGCAUGCCUGAAGAUCAUCUCGACUCUUUUGGACGGCUUGCCACUGCUACUGGCCGACGAUGCGCUCAUGCUGGACGAAAAGGUCGAAUGGGCCAAGUCGAGGCAAUUCUCGCUCUUCUCCAGCAUCUUCAUCCGCAUUCUCAACCGCACUCGGCAGCUCGAGUCGUCGGUGGGUAUCGGCAUCGGAUCCGCGGCUAGCAUCGUGGAUCGAGCUCGAGCCGGGCAGCUACUCUCGACUGCCGCCUUGACUGCUCAACGUAAUCGCGAGGCCGUGCUCAAAGAGACUGCUCCGUUGCGAGAAUCGGCCAUUUUGGCCUUGUCUAACUUGCUGGCAUCGAACAUCGACAGCGGCCUCCAACACUCGCUCAUGCUGGGCUACUCGGAGGAUCCAGAGCUACGCACGGCUUUCAUGCGCAUCAUGACGAACGUUCUCAACCAGGGCACCGCUUUUGAUCCGUUGGAGCGUCUCAAAGAGUCGCAGAAGCAGAAUCGUCUCGUCGAGCUUAUCGGCGAUCGUAACUUCUCUCUCGCCCUCGCCAUCUGCCAAGUCUGCCGUGGUUGGGACCCAGAGCUGGGCAUUGACCGCAUCAUCUUGAGCAUCUUUGACUCGAGGGGCGGCAUUAUCAAGUUCCUCAAGGCCGCCGUUGAGGAGGAGAUCGAGAGCACGGCAUCUGAGGAGAUGGUAUUCCGCAGCAACUCGUUCCGCACUCACCUGUUGUCUCUCUUUGCGAGGACGCACGGCUACGACUACUUGCGCUCCAUCAUGACUCCUCUUAUCACCGAGAUGGCCAACAAGCCACGCGGCUUCUCCUUCGAGAUCGACCCUCAGCGUCUGGAGCCUGGCGAGUCAGCGAUGGUCAAUCAGUCGAGGCUGGAAGAGACGGCGCAGAGCUUCAUCAACACAAUUUGCGACUCUGCCGCUCAAGUGCCAGCGGUGAUGAGAGAGCUCUGCCGCCACAUCCGCCUCGUCAUGGACCGCAAGUUUCCCAACUCGCGUUACCAGGGCGUUGGAGGCUUCAUGUUCCUGCGCUUCAUCAGCCCAGCAAUCGUUGCGCCGCAGAACAUCGAUAUGAACCUCGACGGUCCAGGCAAGGGCUUGCGAAGAGGCUUGCUCCUUGUUAGCAAGAUCCUGCAGACGCUCGCGAGCAACAAUCUCUUUUCUGCGCACAAAGAGCCGUUCAUGAUUGGCCUCAAUGACUUCCUCAGGAGCAAUGUCUGGCGGGUGACUACCUUCCUCGACGGCAUCUCAGACACGCGCACCGAUCCAGAGCGAUUGCACGCCGCUGAUCAGCCCCUAGGCUAUGGCAUCCAUCCAUCCGGUUACGGCAUCGAUGAGCGAGAGCAGCGCGCUCUGCACCAGUGGAUGGUGGACAAUGCUGAGAAGGUUGGCAAUGAGUUGCUGUCCAGGGCGUCCGCGACAACCCAGCCCUCUUCUCCUGGCUUCGAUGGCUCAAAUCAGCCCACGUCGCCAACGGGUACUGGCAUGGCUGGCAGCGGCGGCAGGCAGACCUAUGACCAGCUCAAAUCCACGUUGGCUGAGCUGGGGCCUCCUGGACGUCAUGCGUCCGACGCAAGCAACAGCAACAUGAACAACGCUGGUCUGCCUCCCGGACAAGGUACUCAAGCGCUGCAAGAUUUCUACCGUCGCACUGGCGCUCGCAACUUGCACGACAAUUCUUACGACAAGCUUUUCUACAUCGGUCCUCCGUCCAAAGCUGGCCGUCCCGUAGUUUACUACUGCCCCAACCUGCAAGACGCAGAGACGAUCGACUUUGAAGGCUUGAUGGCGCACGGGAUCCAGACGCUUGAGCAGCUGCGAGGCCAGGAGUUUGACGCCAUUGUCGACAUGACGGCUCUCAAGAAGAGCAAUUUGAUGCCACCAGCUUGGGCAUUCUACUUUGCGAGCAUCAUCCCUCCUGACAUUGCGAGCAAGAUUCGAGGCGUCGUCAUGUUCAACCCAAAUACGGCGGUACGGCUGUGGUACGAGUCGGCGAGAUCGUUCCCGGAUUCAGCCUACUCUGGCACGAUUGGCUUGGUGGCACAAAACCUCCAGAUCCACCAUUGCAACUCGUUGGGCGAGCUCGACUCCUUCAUUGAGCGUCGCAACGUAGCUCUCUGCCCGGAGACGCUCGCCAUCACAUCUGCCGUCGCUGAGCAUCGCUUCACUCAAGUGACGAUGGUAUGGUACUACCGCCAGCUAAUCCCAGUCACAUUCAAGAUUGGUGGCGAGUAUCUGCAGAUCACCGCGCUCAAGGGCACGGAGUUCUUCGCUGGUCGCCCCGCCAACGCCAAUGACGUCUUUCAUCUGGCCGAUAUCGACGACGUCCGCUCGCUCGCCAAUCGAGGCGACGACAACACCUUCCUGCUCACCGUCAGAGCGAGCGAGCUCUCUUUCCUCUUCCACAGUCGUGAAAGGACGAACAUCGUGCAAGCGCUCAGGGAGGCGAGGGCCCGAGUGUCACGCAUCCGCCCGACUAAGUCGCUCGACCGUACGCUUCUACCCAGUGACGUACCAGGCACACUGCUCAAUAUGGCCAUGCUCAAUAUCACCAGCGAGCAUCCCGGUCUGCGUUUGAGCGCAUACAAUCUACUCUGCGCACUCUCUGGCUCAUUCAACUUUGGCGCAUCGGCUGCUCGCAAGAAGCUGCUCAAUAGCAAGGGCCUUUCGCUGCCGGCCAACACGACGAGCUUUGUGGUCGAUCUCAGCCGCGACUUCGCCGUUGCAGCUCCAGGCGCCACGCUCGAGUUCUUCGUCUCCUUCUUCGAGGGCUUCGAAGCGGCGUCGCCCAACCAAAAGACGAUGAGCCUGCAGUACAUGGCUCCCUGGCUAUCCAAUCUCGUAAUGUUCACCCAUGCCAGCCGCGAGGAGCAACCAGAAUUUCAGCGCCGCAUCAAGGAGAUCUUCGGCCAGCUCCUGGCCAUCACCACGAAGCAGAGCGACAUGUUCGCUGUCAUGCAGAGGACCGUCUGGUGUCACGUCAGCAAGCUCGACGACCUUAUUCCCCUCGUCUUGGAAGUCUUUUGCGAGGCUGCCAUUGAUUCCGGCCUCUACUCACCACGCUUCGACGCCGUCGUUGACACAAUGGUUUCCUUUUCGUCGAUGAAUCUGCGUGGCAAGCUCUUGGCCAGGCUACGCAGGGCUAUUGGCAAGACGUCUCACAAUCCCACGGUGGCCAGCCUGCACGAAAAUUCGGCUUGGAAAGAGAUUGCUACCUUGACUCGUAUCAACAUGGUCUUGUCGUUUACCGCCGGCCGUCUCGAGGCUCUACUUUACCUGCCCGAGGUGCUGCACGUCGUCUUACUCCUUGCGGGCAACGGCGCUGACGCAACGCGCUACGCUAUUCGCGGCACCGCCAUCAACCUCAUUCACUCGCUCUGCACAGAAGACAGGCUCGAGAUGACAGGCUCAAGCUCGACGGCCACAACGGCCAAUGGUGGCGGUAGCAGCAGCGUGCGCGAGGUCAGCAGCGAUGAGGGCACUGUGCACAACCGAGAAGGUCUUGCUGGCCUCCUCGAGCGCCUGGCUGGUGACGAAUCCGCUCCUCUCUUUGGCUUGCCUCAGGGCACCGACGGUGACGCCUACACUCUCGCCUCCUCCGACGUGGUACGACCACCGCCAGACAGCGAUCAGAUUGCAAGCCUCGCCGAGCUCAUCUACGAGAUUGCAGAGCUGGCAGCUCCGACGGUGGACACGGCCAACAGCUGGCGAGCUCGCCUGACAAGCCUGGUGACAAGCAAGGCCUUCCAGUACAAUCCCAUCGUGCAGGCUCGAGCCUUUGUGCUGCUUGGCUGCCUGGCUCGCGGGGAGAUCGACGAUGACUUGCUCUACCAGAUCUUGGUCUCGCUCCGUGGUAGCAUCACUGAGUGGGCAAACCUUGGCAACGACGCGCCCAUGAUCAGCAUAGUAGCCUGCCUGGGCAAGGUCGUCACCAUUCUCCCGCCGCAAUCGCGCUAUCUGGCUCAGAUGUUCUGGCUGGGCGUCGCAAUGGUGCAGAGCGGUCACGUACCCCUCUUCAAGGCUGGUGUCCAGCUCCUGCAGACGACUGUCACGACUUUGGAAGAGCGCAAGACGGCCGAGGCCAUGGGUUCCGACUUGAUGGGAGUCCUCUCUGCCGCUCGAGCUGAGGUGCAAGACGCUGCGGAUCGCCUCGACGCUGAGUGUGGUGUCGACUUUGAGGGCAGCUUCUCAUUCCAUCUUGCCGCUCUGCUCGUCAAGGGUCUGCGGCAUCCGUCGACGAAGACUGCCACGACAACCCUCUUGCGCAGUCUGCUGAGUGCGACAUCAGCGGCAGCAGACGGUUCACGCAGGUCGGCGCACGGCAAGGUCGAUGCGGAGCAACUGGGCUUUUUCGUGGCUCUGCUGCCGACGAUUGGCAAAGCGGAAGACUACGGCGAGCUGCUUACCCUGGCAGGUCUGCCUGCACAGGCUAGUCAAGAGGCUGUCACAGCACUGGCCAGCACGCAGCGAUGGCAGGUUGAAGGUGGCGGCGGCAGCAUCGUCGUAGUUGGCGGCGGCGCUGCGACAGGCGACGGCAGCAAUGGCUUCUUCAAGUAUCUCGAGAUUCCUGACAACAAGACAGCUCUCCUCGCCGUAGCCCUUGUGUGCAGUCUCUUGCUCAACGCCAGCAGCGAAGGGGAAAGGCUCAUCCUCUUUACUUACUUGGCCGACGCAAGCCGCGAGACUCCAGCCAUCCUCUCGAUUCUCUACAACUCGCUGGCUCCCUCCAUGCGCGAGAUCCUUAUCAACUCGCAACUUGGCCCAAUUGUGGACGCGGUACAGACAAUUGCGCAGGCUGCCAUUUUCGAGCCCGUCUUUGCGGCGCAGGCGGCAGAGACGGCUCGACGAGGUGGGCCCGAGGCCUUUUUGGAGGAGGCUGGUUUCUCGAGCCUGCUGAAGUGCGGCAGCUUCGGUGCUCCUCUUACGGAUGCGCGGCGCUUGGUAUUGGCCAAGCUCAGUACAGCGAUGCUGGCCAGUCUGGUCGAUGCGGCGGCGGCGUAGUGCGACGACGUCGCUUGCAAGUACACAGCCAACGUCCACACUCAACUUCUCUUAUCAUCAUCGAUCGUUCCCACCCCUCUCUCCUCUUUACCUGUAAUACUGUCCCGCGAGCCCUCUAUUUUGCACCUGCAGUGGACUCGGCCCCGCUUUCCUUAGACUCGAUAAGCCCCAGAUGACUGUUGUCUCCUUUCUCACCCUCUCGCCUCUCCCCACCUUUCUCGAAUAAUCAAUCAUCAGCCGUUUUCUUGGUC